Messenger RNA from Bufo gargarizans (Asiatic toad), 1720 nucleotides. RefSeq names its product synapsin-2-like. The transcript has 13 exons. NCBI's taxonomy places the organism in Eukaryota, Metazoa, Chordata, Amphibia, Anura, Bufonidae. Gene Ontology annotation, molecular function: ATP binding. The record is from RefSeq and is a predicted model, not a curated record. Gene Ontology annotation, cellular component: synaptic vesicle; synaptic vesicle membrane. Gene Ontology annotation, biological process: neurotransmitter secretion. The coding region runs from base 1 to 1344 and encodes 447 amino acids.
AUGAACUUCCUCCGCCGCCGGCUGUCGGACAGCAGCUUCAUCGCCAACCUCCCCAAUGGCUACAUGACCGACCUGCAGCGCCCCGAGCCCCCCCAGCCGCCCCCACCCACCGGGCCGGACAGGAGCAGGCAGAGCGGGGCGCAGGCGGCGGGGGGCUUCUUCUCCUCCAUCACCAACGUGGUCAAGCAGACGGCGGGUCUGGGGGAGCAGAGUGCAGGGGGCCCCGGGAGGAAGUCCCGUAUCCUGCUGGUGGUGGAUGAUCCCCACACCGACUGGGCAAAAUGUUUCAGAGGAAAGAAGCUUCAAGGAGAUUACGAUAUAAGAGUUGAACAGGCUGAAUUUUCAGAAAUAAAUCUCAUUGCUCAUUCUGAUGGGACGUUCGCUGUAGAUCUCCAGAUGUUCCGCGGUGGUUCCCGAGUUGUCAGGUCUUUCCGACCAGACUUCGUUUUCAUUCGACAGCAUUCCUUUAGCAUGGCAGAAAAUGAAGACUUCCGCAACCUCAUCAUUGGCAUGCAGUAUGCCGGUACACCCAGUGUCAACUCUCUGGAGUCCAUUUACAACUUUUGUGACAAGCCAUGGGUGUUUGCCCAACUCAUAUCUGCCUUUAAAACUUUGGGAGCAGAAAAGUUUCCAUUGAUUGACCAGACGUACUACCCAAAUCACAAGGAGAUGCUUGCAAUGCCCACGUUUCCUGUUGUAGUGAAGAUUGGACAUGCACAUUCCGGAAUGGGAAAGGUGAAGAUAGAGAACCACUAUGAUUUCCAGGAUAUCGCUAGCGUUGUGGCCUUAACACAGACCUAUGCCACCACUGAACCUUUUAUAGACUCUAAAUAUGACAUCCGGAUUCAGAAGAUAGGAAAUAACUACAAGGCAUACAUGAGAACCUCCAUAUCAGGUAACUGGAAGACUAACACUGGGUCUGCAAUGUUAGAACAAGUGGCAAUGUCAGAUAGGUACAAGUUGUGGGUGGACACAUGUUCAGAAAUUUUUGGUGGCCUUGACAUCUGUGCUGUGAAGGUUGUGCAUGGGAAAGAUGGAAAAGACUAUAUAAUAGAGGUCAUGGAUUGUACAAUGCCGGUGAUCGGUGAACACCAAGCGGAGGAUCGACAACUAAUAGCUGAUUUGGUCAUAAGCAAAAUGAAUUAUGCUCUGUCGAAAAAUCCAAUUCCCUCCCCGCAGAGACCAACGGCAACUACGCAGCCACAGAAAAUAACAUGGCAAAACAGCAUGCUAGUAGAAGUUAGCAAGAUUCCAGCCCAACGACCUCCACCUCAAGGUUGUUUGCAGUACAUUCUCGACUGUAAUGGCGUUGCAGUAGGACCAAAACAAGUCCAGGCUGUGUGAGGGGGUGAUGAAGAGGGGUUCUAGCCAAAAGAAAUACAAAAAAAAAAAAUCAAAAAGGAAAUCAAAAAUGUUGUGCAGUAUUUGCCAUGUUUCAGUGCUGACCUGGACUGUGUUUUUCUAUGCAGUGUCACCUCCUCCUGUCUAGUCUCUCCCUCUCUAUGUCCUCGCCUGUGAUGCUAUCUUCUCUUUUCUCUGUUUAACUUGUGGUUCGGAGCUGAUGUUACCAGUAUACCCAGAAUUGUGCCUCUUUCAAGUCCAACCUGACUGUUUACUAUUAUAAUCUAUUCCUUUUUUUUACGUAUCGUGGGGAAUAACACCUUACUCGCGUUGCAAUCCUCAGACUUUGCAUUAAGCGUGUACGUAUGUAUGUGGGCGU